Callithrix jacchus (white-tufted-ear marmoset) is the source of this 12563-nucleotide messenger RNA. The record is from RefSeq and is a predicted model, not a curated record. NCBI's taxonomy places the organism in Eukaryota, Metazoa, Chordata, Mammalia, Primates, Cebidae.
UUCGUACCAAUUGGACUAAUUACUCUUUAAUUACUUCUCCUUGAGAAACGCAUGUAUUGGUGGAUACCACUUGGGAGGCUCGUGGAGUCUAUUUGGUGAAGGGCAGCAGCUUGGAGAAGUAAAAUGAAAAACAGAAUGUAUGGCUUUGUGUAGAGAUUUUAGUAAAAAUGUGAGUAGGCACCGCGAAAGGUUGUUUUUUAAAAUUGUGGAAUUUACUGAGUUUGAAGACAAGGUGGAAAGUUGCAUUAAAUUGUUUUUUAAAUUUUCCUAACAUUUACCAUCUUAUGUAAAAAUAUGGGCUAAAUAACAUCAGCCCAAGAGGUGGAUUUUAGGUAAAAUAAUUUUUGCACUUAGCAAAAGUCUACAUGGAGGAAAAUUAGAAAGGAGCUUAUUUUGAAUUCUGUUAAUACGGUGAAUAUUGUAUUGAAAAUAACUUGGUUCAGGUACUAUAAAUGUACAUUCAGAUAUAAAAAGUGUAAACUGUGGUAAUUAAUUUUUCUUAGUAUUAACCUCCGCUGUAUCAGCAACUCAAAGUAAAAUAUCUCAUUUGUCUGAAAAUUAUACUUAUUUUACUUAGGUGUUUCACAUAGUGCCUGAUUAUGGAGGGGGCUAGGGACAGAACUGCAGAAUUAUCCAGUUUUGUUCCUUUUUCAUUUAGAAUGUUCUUGUUCUUUGGUUCAGUUUGGUGAAUGUGAGUACCUAUGAAAUAAAAAUAGUCAUGUAAAAUUGGGGGUUAGAGUCUCUUGGACCAAAAGCUUAAUGGCAGUAACUGAGGAGGCAGCAAAAGAGGAGAUCCUGUUACUCCAGUUCUUUUACGUUUUCCUAUACAUUUAAAAAGUAUUUGUGGGAUAGUUGAGAGUGGAAGUGAGGCUGAGAUGGGGGGGAGGAGAGUAGGUAUGUGUGAAGGUUGCAAAGUUUAGGUUGGGGUCAGGAGAAGAGGCAGGAUUUAUGUGUGAGUUUGUUUUGAUGCUGUUUUCUGUAAAUACCUGUAUUGGGAAUUUAAUUUCAUACAGUUUUUAGCAUGUGGGAUUAAUAUAGUCAUGAAGCAGACUUAUAUAGCUCUCCAGUAUUAAAUUUUUUUUUCAAUUUUCAGCUAAUCCUAAAAUUCUACUAAAUACAAUUUGCUAAUAAUUUAUCCUAGAACUCCCAAGUUUUCCUAGACAGAAAUAGUUUUCUACCUUGUGUUACCUGAACUAAAAAUUUCACUGAACAUUCGGUGUUUUUUAAAAUGCGUUGAGUUCUCAAGCAAAUGGUACUUUAGUUUGAAGAAGUAAAUUAAUACAGGUGAACUGAUUUGGAUCAGAAUCCCAAGAAAACAAGCAGAUAACUUAGAGGACACAAAACAGAUUUUAUGACAGAUUUCAACAGAGGAAAGGAACUAGUUAAAAAGAUUUCGCAGGAAAAACCAUUGUUGAUGCUUGAUUGGCUUCAAAAGAAAUUUACUGAUCAAAUUUUAGAACAGAUAACUCACCAUCAUAAAAGAAAAUCUGAAUGUUGGCUUAAACAAAAACAUAAUUAGGAAAAUAAGUCUUGCCCAAAGCUACAUAUGAUAAAUUCCAAAGCCAGAUGUCAAUUUUUUCCUGAUUGUCUUGUGUUGUAGACAAUCUGUUAUUUGUAUGCAUUUCAUUAUCCUUGAUGAUUAAGGGUUGGCUAUGUGAAAGAGGUUUAUAAAGGUUGGCUGAAUUUAAAGAAGCAGGCUCAGAUUUUAAGAAGAGGCACUUCUCAUAUCCAGAUGGAUUGAGAUGGGGAGUUAGAAUUUUAACUCAAAUAAAUAACUGUAGGAAACAGUGGCUCAAAAGAAGGAUGUAAGAUUACGUUGGACAGGUACAAAGAAAUAAUAAAAGCUUGCUAGGGGUGUGAUCAGUAAGGAAGGGAAUGGAAUAAUCUUGGCAUUAAAAGAAAGAGGAAUAAAUGGGAAAAUGCCCUCAACCUCAGCAACAAGAGAGAGUAAUGAAACUUCACGCCCUUCUUGAUUUGGGUUAGAAACAUCAUUAUAGUUAUUGCCAAAAAGUCACAAGAUUUUUUAUUACAUUAAAAAAUGUAGUCCAGGCAUGGUGGCUUACUCCUAUAAUCCCAGCACUUUGAGAGACUGAGGCAGGAGGAUCACUUGAGCCUGGGUGUUGAGACCAGCCUGGGCAACAUAGACCUUGUCUCCAUAGAAAAUCAAAAAAUUAACCAGGUAUGGUGGUACACAGCUGUGGUCUCAGCUACUCGGGAGGCUGAAGUGGGAGGAUCUCCUGAGCCCAGGAGGUCAAGGCUGCAGUGAAGUAUGAUUUCACCACUGCACUCCAGCCUGGGCAACAGAGCAGCAAGACCCUAUCUCCAAAAAAAAAAAAAAAAAAAAAGAAAAAUUUAAUCUUGAGGGAGAGUGAUGGAUACAUUAUGUGCAUUAAUUAUAUGAGAAUGUCAAAUUUAAAAUUCUCAGAAAUAAAAAAGAUUCACUGUAAUCUCAUGGCCUAUUUUGAGUUAUUUGGAAGGGAGGGAUACAUUAUAAAAAAUUGAAAUUAUUAUUAUCAUUUUUUGAGAUGAGUUUCACUCUUGUUGCCCAGGCUGCAGUGCAGUGGCGUGAUCUCAGUUCACUGCAACCUGUCUGCCUCCCAGAUUCAAGUGAUUCUCCUACCUUGGCCUCCUGAGUAGCUGGUAUUACAGGUAUGUGCCACCACGCCUGGCUAAUUUUGUAUUUUUUGUAGAGAUGGGGUUUCUCCAUGUUGGUCAGGCUGGUCUCCAACUCCUGACCUCAGGUGAUCCAUUCACCUCAGCCUCCCAAAGUGCUGGGAUUACAGGCCUGAGCCACCAUGUCCCGCUAAAAAGCUGAAAUUAUUAACUGAAUUUCUGGAUUAACUACCAGUAUAAAUCAAGCAAAACAUUUGUUAAUAGUAUAGUAUUUACAUGUGCUGAGAUGGAUGCCAAAAGUUGGGGACAUUGGUCCAUGUUCUUAGGGAGAACAGGAUUUUAAGAAUUUUAGGGGAGAUGCAUAUGCAAAUGAAAGGAACUAGUUAAUAAGAUUUCACAGGAAAAACUAGUUCAUGCUUGAUUGGCUUUAAAAUAAAUUUUAAAUAAAAUUUAAAAGAAAUUUUAAAGAAUUUGGCACUUGCCAAAUUCAAGUACAAAAGAGAAAGAGGGCUCGAGGAGGUAAUCUUCAUAGAGAUAAUAGAGUUUGACCCUGGCCUUAAAGAUUGGUUAACAUGUGUAUGGAGAGAAGGAAGUGGGGGAGGUCAAAGGCGGAAGCUAUUCAUCAUCUCAUUCAGCAAAUUACCAAGUGGUAGACCCUGGCUAUACAGUGGAAAAUAAGAGAACGUUUUUGCCUGUAUGUAACUUACAUUCUAGUGGGAGAAGACAGGGCAGUAAACCAGAAAAGACAAUCGCAAGUUAACAGUACAUUAAAAAAGUGACGUCAAAUAGUGGUCAGUAGUGAAGAUAAUGAUCAGGGUCAAUACAUGACAUUUAUUCUGUGAAUCACCUGCUUUGCCUUUGAUAGCCUAAUGAAUAGUGUUCAUGUUGUAACUUUUUAAUAUUCAUGUGCAGUCCAAACGAAUCUGAAUAGAAAUCACAUUAACUUUAGCUUUUUAAAAAAGAAAUGUGAAUUAAAGAAAAAGAAACCUAUGUGACUUUUUUUUAGGUCAGGCAUGGAAAUUUAGAUUUUUUUUUUAAUGCCUCAUUAAGUUAUCCACAAUUCUUUUGCUGCCGUUUGCUAAGAAUCUCAUGUUUUUUACAAUAGGAUUAAUAUGAUUGUUUACUGUUCAGUUAGCGUUUUCAUGUAUUGGGAUAUAUUCUUAGGUUAGACUCUCUGUUAGGAAAAAUAGUCACAAUAGUUUCAUAAAGUGAAGCUAAAUUUCAAAGAUAGUUUGUUUUGUAUGAAAACAUUCAAUAUUUCAGACAAUAUAUACAGACAAUAAACUUGGGCUUAAUUACAAAUAGACAAAAUAGGGUAAGGGAUGACACCUGUUUAGCUCUUGUCCCUGUGGCAUAUUUUUUCCUGUAUUUCUAUAAAUAGUAAAAACCUGAAGCAAAAAUGUUCCAAAGUGGGGAAGUCUUGAUUUUCCUGUAGUUAUUUGACUGCCAGAUUUGUUUUGUUAUUGUUUAGAAGAUGGCCUUCAUAGUGGUCAACUAAAAACUGAUAUUAUCAGGAGCUAUUUCAUGCGUUAGGGCACAUUUUGUUCUUCUCAAGCAUUCUUUAAGAAAUACGUGCCCUUCUUCACUCUUUCUGUAGUUUUAAACUUAAUUGGUUUAAGAGAUGAGGUCUCUCUCUGUCACCAGGCUGAAGGGCAGUAGAGCGAUCAUAGCUCAGUGUAGUCUGAAACUCCUGGCUUCAAGCAGUCCUCCUGCCUUAGUCUCCCAAAGUGCACGGAUUACAGGCAUGAGCCACUGUGACGAGCAAAACUUUUUUAUAGGUGAAAUUAAGGUAAAGGAUUUUAAAAAGGGUUGAUAUUAAAUGUAUCUAUAGAACCAAAUCCCUCAAGAAUUAUUCUGUAUGCACCUAACCAAUUUUCAUCUGCAAUAUACUUGAGAUAAACCUAUGGGAAACAAUUUUAAGACAAGCUAGGAAAUUCUUUUUUUAUUUUUUUGAGACAGAGUUUUUGCUUGUUACCCAGGCUGGAGUGCAAUGGCGCGAUCUUGGCUCACCGCAACCUCUGCCUCCUGGGUUCAGGCAAUUCUCCUGCGUCAGCCUCCCGAGUAGCUGGGAUUUCAGGCACGCGCCACCAUGCCCAGCUAAUUUUUUUUUUUUUGUAUUUUUAGUAGAGACGGGGUUUCACCAUAUUGACCAGGAUGGUCUCGAUCUCUUGACCUCGUGAUCCACCUGCCUCGGCCUCCCAAAGUGCUGGGAUUACAGGCUUGAGCCACCGCGCCCGGACAGGAAAUUCUUUAGUGCUCUCUUGCUUUCCUCCUACACUAAAUGCUUAUUUUAUUUUAUUUUGUUUUGUUUUGAGACAGGAUCUUGCUCUGUUGCCCAAGCUGGAGUGCAGCGAUGUAAUCAUAGCUCACUACAGCCUGGACCUCCUUGGUUCAGGGGAUUCUCCCACCUUAGCCUCCCAAACAGCUGGGAUUAUAAGCAUGAGCAACCACACCAAGCUAUUUUUUAUUUUUUGUGGAGACAGGGUCUUGCUGUGUUGCCCAGCCUGUCUUGAACUGCUCAAGUAAUCCUCCCACCUCGGCCUCCCAAAGCAUUGGGAUUGCAGGUGUGAGCCACCAUGCUUGGCCUUAAUUUAGAAAAGAAUUAUAGCUGUAAGUGCUGUGGGUUUGUGGUAGGUGUGAUAAAAGUUAACAUGACUUGCACUCCUCAAAAAUAUUUGGGAAAGACAAAAAUUCAGUUUGUUUUAAUGUCUGUGUAAUGUUGUGAUUGGGCAAAUUGUAUUUAUAGAAAAAAUAAAUUAUAAUGGUAUGGCAAGACAAUAAUAUAGCCAUUAUUUUACUUAAAUGGGGAAAGAUGUGGAGAGAAGUAUAUGCUACUUAUGGUGUACGUUGUAUACUAAUUUUUAAAAUAUACACUUUAUAUCCUAGGAUAGUGCCCAGUAGAGUAGGCUUUUGAAAAUGUUUGCCUAAUAAUUUUAAUCAGUUCUUAACAACUGUUGCUUUUAUAGCAGUUCCAUUAUAUCUCUAGCUUAGAGCACUGUUUUUUGAGCUUUCAGUUGCAACUUGCAAGGUGUUGACUUGCAGUCUUGGGCAGGGUCUCUCGUUUGAGCCAUAUGCUCACUCUAGAACUCGUGACCUCACCUCCAGCUUUGACCCUGCCGCUGACCUGACUUUCCUCCUUUCCAAAACCUUUUUCUGCUCAUAGUGUUUCCAGUUACCUUUUUUUGCUCAUAGUGUAGCAGCUCCUUCCCUCUCCGAGCAUCUGAGCUGUGUCCUCUUCGCAUCACUUCUCAGAAUACUAAGGUAUACGUAUUGCCAUGCUGGCUUAUUUUGUAGUGGGUUUAUUUUUUGUUGUUGCUUGUUUUAUUUUGUGUUGUUGUUUGAGUGGUAGAGAAGCAAAUUCCUGGGGAAGAUAGUUCUUGACUGGUUUUGUAAACUGUACAUAGUAUAUGAAACAUGAUAUUAUUUCCUCUUCCUUCCUAGCUUUACUUAAAUAUCUUGGAUUCACUUGAAAAAGAAUUGGUAAGAAUGAUAAUUUGAUAAUACAACCAACCAAAAACUAACAGACUUUUUUUUGAGAAAAUUGGAAAACUUGAAAAUGGAAUAUAUAUUAGGUGAUAUUUAAUAGUUAUAACCAUAAUGUUUUCAGCUAUAAUAGUGGUAUUGUGGUUGUGUUAAAAUAUUCUCAUGUGUUAAAAAUACAUAUGGAUGUACUUACAGACAAAAUAAAGUGAUGCCUAAUAUUUGUUUUAAAAAACUUCAGGUUAGGCACAAACAGAAGUGGGAAAUGAAUAAAAGAGUAUUGGUAAAUUUUUGAAAAUUGUUGAAGCUGGGUAAUGGGUAUGUUGGGGUUUUUUAUUUUCUGUACAUUUGUGUAUAUUUGGAAAUGUCCCUUAUAAUGAGUUAAAAUAUAUAACCAAUUAUAACUGUAGGGUGGAAGAAAUUUAAUGCAAUAAAAUUAUGUUGUUGGGCUGGGUGUGAUGGUUCAUUCUUGUGAUCCCAGCACUUUGGGAGGCUGCGGUGGGAGGAUCGCUUGAGGCCAGGAGUUUGAGACCGGCCUGGGUAGCAUGGUGAGACUCCAUCUCUGCAAAAAUAAAAUAAAAUAAAAUGAUAUGCAUGGACAUUUGAGCUAAUUGGCUAAUUGAAAGUCUGCACUCGGCUUUUUUUUUCUUUUUUGAGACCAAGCCUUAUUCUGUUACCCAGACCUGGAGUACAGUGGCACAAUCUUGGCUCACUGCAACCUCCGCCUCCAGGGUUCAGACUAUUCUUCUGCCUCAGCCUCCCAAGUAGCUGGGAUUACAGGCAUGCGCCACCACACCCAGCUAAGUUUUGUAUUUUUAGUAGAGAUGCGGUUUCACCAUGGUGGCCAGGCUGGUCUUGAACUCCUGAUCUCAAGUAAUCCGUUUGCUUUGGCCUCUCAAAGUGUUAGGAUUACAGGCGUGAUCCUCUGCUCCCAGGCUGCACUUGGCAUUUUCUGUAAGUUCUGUUUUUGGUAAUAAAAUUUUAGGAAUAAGGAACAUUUCAUAGACACAUCAUAAGAGGCCAGGCACAGUGGCUCAUGCCUGUAAUCCUAGCACAUCGGGAGGCUGAGGUGGGCGAAUCACUUGAGGCCAGGAGUUCAAGACCAGCCUGGGCAACAUUGUGAAUCCCUGUCUUCACAAAAAAUUAGCUGGGUGUGGUGGUGUGCACCUGUAGUCCUAGCCACUCAAGGGGCUGAUGUGGGAGGAUCACCUGAGCCCAGCAGGUCAAGGCUGCAGUGAGCCAUGUUAACUCCAGUGCGCUCCAGCCUGGGCAACAGUGUGAGAACUUGUUUCAAAAACAAAAGAACAAAACAUCAUAAGAAGUGUUUAAAAUGUUUAACUUUGAGAUCUUGUAAUAAUAAUGUACCUUGUAGUUUAUAAAUUGCUUUUACAUAUUUUGUCUCUGUUUUCCUUAGAAGACUUGAGUUAUUCAUUUUACAGGUGAGGAAACUAAGGCCUAGAGCAAGUAAGAAGUAGUGCUAGAAUUGGAACCAAGAUCUUCUGAUUCAUAUUCAGGCUUUCAGUCCAGUGUAAAGCUGUUGGAGCGCGGGAGCAAAGGUAAAGAAUGAUGUAAUGCGCUGGCUGCCCCAAAGCAUCUUUUGUUGUGGAAUGGUUAUUCCAGUCAUCUCUUUAUGAAUCAAAUGUGAGGGGCUGCUUUGUGGAUGGAGUCCUUUGCAAGAGCACAUCAACGGGAAAGAGAAAGAGACAUUCACUUGGAGGGCUCUUGCUGAAAAUGGGUUUAACUCUCCUUUUGCCAGUCACCACCAGCCUGACCUCAUACACUUUUAGUACAAUGGAGUGGCUGAGCCUUUGAGCACACCACCAUUACAUCAUCGUGGCAAAUUAAAGAAAGAGGUGGGAAAAGAGGACUUAUUGUUGUCAUGGCCCAUGAGAUGAUUGGAACUCAAAUUGUUACUGAGAGGUUGGUGGCUCUGCUGGAAAGUGGAACGGAAAAAGUGCUGCUAAUUGAUAGCCGGCCAUUUGUGGAAUACAAUACAUCCCACAUUUUGGAAGCCAUUAAUAUCAACUGCUCCAAGCUUAUGAAGCGAAGGUUGCAACAGGACAAAGUGUUAAUUACAGAGCUCAUCCAGCAUUCAGCGAAACAUAAGGUUGACAUUGAUUGCAGUCAGAAGGUUGUAGUUUACGAUCAGAGCUCCCAAGAUGUUGCCUCUCUCUCUUCAGACUGUUUUCUCACUGUACUUCUGGGUAAACUGGAGAAGAGCUUCAACUCUGUUCACCUGCUUGCAGGUGGGUUUGCUGAGUUCUCUCGUUGUUUCCCUGGCCUCUGUGAAGGAAAAUCCACUCUAGUCCCUUCCUGCAUUUCUCAGCCUUGCUUACCUGUUGCCAACAUUGGGCCAACCCGAAUUCUUCCCAAUCUUUAUCUUGGCUGCCAGCGGGAUGUCCUCAACAAGGAGCUAAUGCAGCAGAAUGGGAUUGGUUAUGUGUUAAAUGCCAGCAGCACCUGUCCAAAGCCUGACUUUAUCCCUGAGUCUCAUUUCCUGCGUGUGCCUGUGAAUGACAGCUUUUGUGAGAAAAUUUUGCCGUGGUUGGAUGAAUCAGUGGAUUUCAUUGAGAAAGCAAAAGCCUCCAAUGGAUGUGUCCUAGUGCACUGUUUGGCUGGGAUCUCCCGCUCUGCCACCAUCGCUAUCGCCUACAUCAUGAAGAGGAUGGACAUGUCUUUAGAUGAAGCUUACAGAUUUGUGAAAGAAAAAAGACCUACUAUAUCUCCAAACUUCAAUUUUCUGGGCCAACUCCUGGACUAUGAGAAGAAGAUUAAGAACCAGACUGGAACAUCAGGGCCAAAGAGCAAACUCAAGUUGCUGCACCUGGAGAAGCCAAAUGACCCUGUCCCUGCCGUCUCAGAGGGUGGACAGAAAAGCGAGUCGCCUCUCAGUCCACCCUCUGCCGACUCUGCUACCUCAGAGGCAGCAGGGCAAAGGCCUGUGCAUCCCACCAGCAUGCCCAGCAUGCAGCCGCCGCUGUUAGAGGACAGUCCGCUGGUACAGGCACUCAGUGGGCUGCACCUGUCCACAGACAGGCUAGAAGACAGCAAUAAGCUCAAGCGUUCCUUCUCUCUGGAUAUCAAAUCAGUUUCAUAUUCAGCCAGCAUGGCAGCGUCCUUACAUGGCUUCUCAUCAGAAGAUGCUUUGGAAUACUACAAACCUUCCAGUACUCUGGAUGGGACCAACAAGCUAUGCCAGUUCUCCCCUGUUCAGGAACUAUCGGAACAGACUCCUGAAACCAGCCCCGAUAAGGAGGAAACCAGCAUCCCCAAGAAGCCGCCGACCACCAGGCCUUCAGACAGCCAGAGCAAACGAUUGCACUCGGUCAGAACCAGCAGCAGUGGCACCACCCAGAGGUCUCUUUUAUCUCCGUUGCAUCGAAGUGGGAGCGUGGAGGACAAUUACCACACCAGCUUCCUUUUUGGCCUGUCCACCAGCCAGCAGCACCUCACGAAGUCUGCUGGCCUGGGCCUCAAGGGCUGGCACUCAGAUAUCUUGGCCCCCCAGACUUCCACCCCUUCCCUGACUAGCAGCUGGUAUUUUGCCACGGAGUCCUCACACUUCUACUCUGCCUCAGCCAUCUAUGGAGGCAGUGCCAGUUACUCUGCCUACAGCUGCAGCCAGCUGCCCACUUGCGGGGACCAAGUCUAUUCUGUGCGCAGGCGGCAGAAGCCAAGUGACAGAGCUGACUCGCGGCGGAGCUGGCAUGAAGAGAGCCCCUUUGAAAAGCAGUUUAAACGCAGAAGCUGCCAAAUGGAAUUUGGAGAGAGCAUCAUGUCAGAGAAUAGGUCGCGGGAAGAGCUGGGGAAAGUGGGCAGUCAGUCUAGCUUUUCGGGCAGCAUGGAAAUCAUUGAGGUCUCCUGAGAAGAAAAACACUUGCGACUUCUAUGGACAAUUUUUUUUUCUGGUUCACAAAAGAAUUCCCUGUAAAUCUGAAAUAUAUAUAUGUACAUACAUAUAUAUUUUUAGAAAAUGGAGCUAUGGUGUAAAAGCAAAAGGUGGAUCAACCCAGUUGUUACUCUCCUAACAUCUGCAUUUGAGAGAUCAGCUAAUACCUCUCUCAACAAAAAUGGAAGGGCAGACGCUAGACUCCCCCAGACAGUCAUCUGAUUCAGUGACUCACACAUCAUCUUGUUCUUAAAAAGAAAGUGUAUUUGGUGUCGGAGGACAAAAUCCUCUACCAUUUUCACAUACUAAGAGAUCUCAAACAUUAGUCUCUGUCUGGUCCCUUCCAUAGUACACCUUAGCGCCGAGACUGAGCCAGCCUGUGGGUCAGGUAGGUAGACCCUGUUAGGGACAGAGCCUAGUGGUGAAUCCAAGAGAAACGAUCCUUUCCAAAGCUGAUUCACAAACCCACGCUCACCCGAUAGCCGAGGGACACAGCAUCACUCUGCUGGAUGGACCAUUAGGGGUCUUGCCAAGGUCUACUUUAGAGCAAACCCAGUACCUCAGACAGGAAAGUUGGGGCUUUGACCACUGCCAUAUCUGGUAGCCCGUUUUCUAGGCAUUGUGAAUAGGUAGGUAGCUAGUCACACUUUUCAGACCAAUUCAAACUCUAUGCACAAAAUUCCAGUGGGCCUGGAUGGAAGCAGUUAAUUUUGUUUCCUUCUCAGCUUUAUGAAGAGAAGGGAAAGUGUCUAGGAUUCAGCUGAACAGCCAGGAACCUGGCAGCGUCAUGAUUAAAGCUAAGGUUGGGAGGCUAACGAGUCUCCCUCCCUCUGUAUAAAUCAAAGAAUUGUUUAAAUGGGAUUGUCAAUCCUUUAAAUAAAGAUGAACUUGGUUUCCAGCCAAAUGUGAAUUUAUUUGGGUUGGUAACCAAGCAGCAGCACCUUCCACUUCUCAGCCAGAGUAGAUAUUUUUGCCAUUUCUACUUCACUGCAUGGACAGUUGGUAAAAUGUAACAAUACAGCAGAAUUUUACAGGAAACUACCAAGGGAGGUAAAUUAUGAGAAGAUUAAGAAAGGUAAAAAUUGCUGAGGAGAAGCAGGAAACCUAUUUCCUUAAUGGCUUUUAUCCCCUUGGCAUGCGAGGGGGUGGUGUUUCUGUAAUUAAUUGCCUCAGACUUUCGAAUUUACUAGUAGGGCUGAGAAAGGCUUUAGUGAGCAAGGAAUAUUCAGAAUAAAACUGUUAAGAAAGCUGAGAAGACCGUUGAGUUUUGAUCAGUUAUGAGCAGAGUGCAAAGCCAUGGCCAAGCUAUUUUCAGAAACUCUGGCUGGCAUGUCUUCAGUGGAAGGGGCGAAUCCAAAUGGAGCUGGAGCAAGGGGCAUCCUCAGCCCUCAGCCUACAAUCACUGUGGACUCGGUCCUGGCAGCUGAACGUAGGAGGUCACUGGAACAAGUGCGCAAGUGAUAGUGCAAAUCUGCUUUCAAACUUCCUCCUGGCUUUGGGUUUUGUCCACUACAAUGUGGGUCCUCUUUUGAAGCCUAAUUCAUGACAGCAGCUUUUUUGGGAGUGAGACUGGGCGGGUGCUGUCAUUGUUCUUUCCUUUCCUGUAAGUGUCGCUAGUUGCUGCCUCGUAUCUCAGGUUUUUCUCUGUUUGAGAAAUGGACAGUUUUUUGACCAGGAUGUGACUUCAUGUUUCCUAUGGUGACUUCUAAAACCAGCACAGAAUGACAUGACUCAACAGAGACUGGCGUGGUCACGGGGAAGAUGAGCCGUACAGACAUUAGCUGUGCACAAAUAAUGUGCCGUGAUGGGUGAUGGGGUGGGUGUAAGUGAAGGCAGAAGAGGGUUGGCCACAUUGCUAAGGACACUGGGAAAGAGCUGGUCAAUGAUUCGAGUUAGUUUUUAUACAUACAUUCAAUGUAAUCACAUUCUCAAGUUUCACACAGUAAUUUCUGAUGUUAUGUACACACACACACAAAUGUGUAAUGGUUCACCACUUGCGGAAUGUGGUCACCUCCAAAACAUUUUUAAGAAAUGAAAGCAGUAGCUCCUUGCUAAGGAUGUUUCAGGAGGUUUGAGGGACUGGGUUUUAAUGAGCUGCUGUCAUUUAGGGCGUCCCUUGGCCAUGGUCCUCUUCUGUGACUGUGAUGUAGUCACACACUACAGCCUUCAGUGCUGGUUCGCUCGUGUCAAAUCAUUUCGUGGAAUGAAGACUGCCGUGGUGAAGGGGCAGCCUCGGAGGCCGGCUCUGGAGCUGCUUGGGUGUCUUUGGACAGGGUGGUGGCUGGCUCUCUUCAGCACAUAAUCGGGUAAUCCUGGCACCUACUAGGGUGAUAUAGAUGAUGGUGAUUUUAAAGAGCAAAACUAGACUUAGACUUCUAGGUGAGAAAUGCUGGAAAACGACUUAGGACAUGUGUAAAGCUAGAUGGAAAGACUGUAAAUGUUUAAUAUGAAUAUAGUGUUCUUUUGAAGUAAGGCCAGCUGUUGAAUGGUUAAAUUGUGCAUUUCUCAUUUUGAUGUGUCAUGUAUGUUAAUGUAUGAAAUGAUGAAAUAAAAUCAAAACUGGUACCUGUUUAUACAUAAA